AUGGGUUGCAGUGGAGAGGACUGCUUCCCACUUGUCUUAGCGCGGCGUGACUAUAAAAUGGUGCACGAGGGACAAAGUCUCUUGCUCUCCUGCGAAGUCCAACACUGUGCCGUGCCUGACUGGACCGGCGGGUGGGGGGUCGUCGGCCAAGGCGAAAGUUUCAGUCUCCUACGGUCUUCAUCCAAAUUUCAUAUUUAUCAAGAGGACGUGACUGUCAACAGCACUCGACUCCACAUGAGCUUCAUCAGCGUCAACAAGUCGGACAGUGGCAACUACCAGUGCCGCAUCAGCUGGGGACAAGGGGGCAGCAGCAUCGGGCAUUUAACAUACGUGAACGUCACUGAUGGGCAAUCUGGGCGAUCUGAGAGGAGUGCAGGCCUGAGGCUGCUUGUGAUUAUCUGCGCCUGUCUCUCUUUUCCUCUUGUCAUGGCGCUGGUUCGAUGGCUCUCCCACCACUCAGCACCAGCAGUUCCUCCUCGCUCACACUCUACCGCCCAGCAGAGCAAGAGGCCAAGGGGUGAGCUGCUGUAUGCAGACCUGGCUUUGGAAAAUGGCGGACGUCCAAAGCAACAUGCUCAUCAACACACACCAGGACAACCCAUCAUCUAUUCUUCAUUGCGGUUCUAGCAGCCUACUAACCACUUCAAGUGCAGCUUAUUUCUCUCUGAUUGGCUACUGAGCAACAGGGCCGGCGGCAGCCUUGACUGGGCCCAGGACUGGACAAAACUCUGAGC
Molecule: messenger RNA, 734 nt
Organism: Engraulis encrasicolus (European anchovy)
Lineage: Eukaryota; Metazoa; Chordata; Actinopteri; Clupeiformes; Engraulidae
Exons: 6
Coding region: 1-627 (208 amino acids)
Source: RefSeq, a predicted model, not a curated record